This is a messenger RNA of Porites evermanni, 1931 nucleotides long. NCBI's taxonomy places the organism in Eukaryota, Metazoa, Cnidaria, Anthozoa, Scleractinia, Poritidae. The record is from the annotation of a GenBank genome assembly.
AAGCUUGCAACUUUUUUUUAAAGUAUAUUAGGUAAUCGAGCAAGAGGGGAAGAAGCCUUGCAAAGAAUACAGCUUAAAAAUGGAAUCGUCGAAUCAAAAAGGAGAAGCUAAGACGGCUAAAGGUGUCAAACGUCCCGCGGAAAAAGACCCAGACGAUGAUUAUGUUAAGAAAAGGGAAAGGAACAAUAUUGCUGUGCGGAAGAGUCGCAUGAAAGCCAAGGAACGGAUCGAAGAGACUCGGAAGAGGGUCGUGGAGUUAUCAAAAGAAAACGAAGAGUUGCGAAACAAAGUGUCUUUACUUCAAAAGGAGUUGAACGUUUUAAGAUCUCUGUUUGCUAACGGUGGGAUUACAGUUCCUUCGGAAAUAAAUGUUCAAUUUACGAACUCGAACAGUGAAAACGUAAACCAAGCUGUAGUUUUGACCGCUGUCACAACAUCACUGGCGAACGGAUCACUAAUUCAAGAAAAUCGCAAUUCAGGAAGCGAAGGUCUAGAAAAUGGAAUGAAUAAUCAUGUUAUCAAGAAAGAAUCAUAGCAUACAGCCGUCGAUUGAACUAACAGCUGAAACAUUUAGAACUUAGAUUUAGAAAAUUUAAACAGUAACUAGUAACAGCUGAUAUGAUGUGCCUUUCACCUUUGACUUUGUAGCUAAGACUGUCACUGUCACUCAUGGCUGCAUUUGUCAAUUUUCACGCGACGUUGUUCGUUUAGAAGUUUUAUUUAUUUAGCUGCUUAUUAUACUAGGUUAGCUAGGGUCAUUUUGGUUGGUAUCUGUUUUUGAUUAAGGUUUGAUAGGUAAUGUACGUAAUGUAUUGUUUGGUCACGAUCGACUGAAUGUCACGGUGAUUUCAAAGUUAUGGUAUAGGAAAAUUAGCAAAUCUCCAUCAAAACACAGCUAAUGUGAGCUCCUUGAAAUAAGAGAAGACCUCACCUGGGGUGCUUACCAUUUACACUAACCAUCUGGGUGGUAAUCUUGUGCAUAAACAUCAAACUACAAAAUUUCACAUGCUUGGAGAAUGACCUGCUACAAAGUAUAUCCAAAUCAGCUGAACAGACUAAAAAGAGUAGAAAAAUUGCAUGACCUCAGAUCAUAGCCCAUGUUUAUUCCAAAGGAAGUGGCAAGAACCAUUUUUAAUUACAAUUUCCCUAUUUGACUAUCAUGGAAAUGGCAAGUAUCCCAGAUUUUGAUGUCUUAAAAUAAGGAGACAAUCACACAAAGUUUUGUGGCUGGCAUAUAUGAUGUGGAACCAUCUAAUACUCAUUAUUUUAAUGGGGGAAUGAUUGAAAAAAUUUCUCAGGAAGGCCAGAUAACCAGGUUACUAUUUUGAAAGACACUGCUCCACUUUAUUCUUUUGCUUUAGUAACAAUCAUUUUAAGGGGCUUUUUUCUUCCAGUCACAUCACUAAGGAAUAAAAUAAUAAUAAUAAUAAUAGUAAUAAUAUCAUGUAGUAGUGAUCCAUUUGUACUUGAAGUUACUCUAUAAACAACAUAAACUUUACAAUGUAAUUAUCUUGAUGUAAAUUGUGCUUUUUUGAGUUUUUUUUUCACAUUAGUUUAUGGCAAGCUUUUUUUUUAAACACUGAUUUAGAUGAAUUAGUAGGUUAGAGGAUCUCAGCUUUCUACGAGUGCUAAUAAGAAAUUUAUAGUAUUUCCCAUGGAAGAAUUUUGCUGUAUAACAGUAUAUUAACUGUAUUUGAAGAAAGAUUACUAGAAAUCCUUUUGACGAGAAGAUAUAUAUGAUAUGUUUCAGAUUAAAGAACUGCCUGAUGUGAACUAUAGUAUUAUAUGGUGUAAAGUUAAUUUUAGUUGUCUCAAAUUUAGUCUUUUCUGUAGGCUCGAUCGCCAGCUACUGUUCAGGAGAUGAACUUGUGCUUCUCCCCAGAACAGUUCCUCUCAGGGAGGGCAGAGAGGGUGGCAGAAUCGAGCCUAUC